Messenger RNA from Corticium candelabrum, 2953 nucleotides. RefSeq names its product HEAT repeat-containing protein 4-like. The record is from RefSeq and is a predicted model, not a curated record. The transcript has 12 exons. Gene Ontology annotation, biological process: peptidyl-hypusine biosynthetic process. Bases 103 to 2829 code for a protein of 908 amino acids. Gene Ontology annotation, molecular function: deoxyhypusine monooxygenase activity. Lineage: Eukaryota; Metazoa; Porifera; Homoscleromorpha; Homosclerophorida; Plakinidae.
UUAACGCUCUCGUUGCCUUUCAACAAAAUAAAAAAUCGACGGAAAGCCUCUCACCAUAACAACGCACGCGCAAACCAGCGUUACCGCGGCAACGUUGAUGUAAUGGACGACCGUCUGAUGCCCGUGGCUCCUCAAGUGACAAUUCCUCAACUUGGAGAGCGGAUAUUGCGGAUAAAAAAGGCUCCAGAGAUUGUUAAUAAAUCUACCUACAAUCUAGAGAAGGAGAUGGUAGCUAUCCCGGCCUUGUAUUUACGUGAAAUCAGCAGAGACUUCACAUUCACUGAAGAUGUUGUUAGAGAGAGAGGACCGGAGACUUUGCCUUAUCUCUUUUAUCCUGAAGCUGAACUAUUUCAGACAAGAGACUUACUUCGCAGUCAAACCAAAUACAAGCGUUCUACAGGACGGCAAACUCCACGUUCUCACAAUCCGCGUCAUUUCUUCCAAGGAGAAAACUUCGAAACGCAUACAAACUCGAGACAAGACUCUAAUAAAACAUCUCAGCAAACUCAACGCUCACACACAUCAAAAACCAGGGAGAAAACGAAGGGAGUAUCAAGUCACGUGACUCCCUCAUCAUCCCAUUCACAUGCCUAUCUCUCACUUAACGAUGACAAAAUAUGGGAAGAAGUUAUUUUGACAAAACUUAGUCACUCGUCUGCUGAACGUCUUGCAAGCAGAGGGUCAGGAGAUACAAGAGAACGACGCCUUCAUGUUGGCAGAGAGACAAGAGAGAGGGAAAAUGUAAAUGCUCCUCAAUCUCACAAGCGCGGCAACUCUCAUGCAGCUUAUGAUGAACCAACACUAGGUCUCACGUGUUACACACAAGCAGCCGAACCUAAACAGAGAAACUAUAGAGACGAAGUUGUGAUGAAGCGGCUGCUGCCUGUGCAUCAAAGUGAAGACGAUCGGAUACGAUUGGACAAUGACACAGUGUAUGAGAAGCGGCUGGCAGUCAGCUUUCCACAGGAGCCAAAACAGUAUAGUACAGAUACAGAGCAAUUUGGGACUCCGAAGUACAUCAUACAUGGACAUAGGAGAUGGAAAGCAUUGCCUGUUUUGACAGAAGAUCAAGCUGGGAGUAACUGGAAUCCCCCAACUCGUCUAGGAUUAGACAGUGCUUCUAGAGUUGCUAAGAGUCGUCGAAGGAAACUGAUCAAGUCGUCAUCAUCUACUCAAAUAGUCGAUGAGCUGCAAGCCAACUUGGGUGUCAAAACAAAAUGGACGUCAACAACAGUGGAGCAGCUUGCUCGUGACGUCAAGAGCAUCAAUGACCCCAUCCGACUAGCAGCCAUAACUGCGUGUGCAUAUGCCAGUCGUUUCUCACUCAAAGACAAAUCUAGCAUGAGUGACAGCCCAUUGCCAGCUGUUCUAUAUGAGGGAGUUAGAGGAGCAUUGAAUGAUGAGAAUGAGCUUGUCAGAUUAGCAGCUUCCGUUACAUUGUUUACACUUGGUAUGCCAUGUGGACAGUCUAAGAAAGUUUUAUUGGAGACAUUGGAGAAAGGGCAAGGAGCUGAUUGUUGGACAGCUGCUCAAUGUUUGGCAAGAGCAGGUGUUGGACACCUGUCCGUUGUUAGAGAGCUGGUAGGGAAGAUAUCCAGUGAAGGACAAAAGCAACAAAUUGCAGCCAAACUAUUGGCACAGCUUAGUCGCACUGAGUGCCUGGUUCAUAUGCUGAUUGCCGAGCAGCUCAACAGUGCAAAUUGGAAAAACCGAGCAGCGGCAUGCUCAAUCAUUCCCUCGCUUCGGCCUCCUCUCAGCAAGGAAGUGGCACGAAAGAUUGUUGAUCUGAUGUGGAAUGACUGGAAUAGUGAUGUUCGACAAGCAGCAGGACAGGCCCUGGGCAGAACAGGACAAGGAAAGCUUGUUCAUGAUGAGUUGAGGCUGCGACUACGAAUUGGGAAUGAAAUGGCUAAACUUGAUGCUCUGCAGAAGAUUGGGAGUCUUGGUCUCAUGACUGGUCGUUUACUGCCCUCGUUUCUUUCGUGUUUCAAGGCUGAAUACGUAUCCAUUAGACUAGAGGCAGCCAAAGUUGCCGGUUUGCUGCAUAUAAAGGACACUCAAGUAGUGAAGUGUUUAAUGAAAUUAAUGGAUGAUGCCAUUGGUGUUGUAAAAGCUCGUGCAAUUCAAUCUCUUGGUCUAAUUGGCAUGAACAAGCCCGGUUUGACUGACAAGUUGCUGUGGUCUAUGCGGUUUGAGAAGGAUUCUUUGGUUAGAGCUGAAGCAUGUCACACUCUACAGAUGAUCAAGGUUGAUGACGAUCGAGUGGUGUUGUACUUGAAAGAUCUACUGACACUAGACAGUGACCCAUCUGUGAGACAUGAAGCGGCUAUGGCCCUACAAGCCAUUGGUGAGAGUCCAACAGCUGAUGAAGGGAUGGCUGACCAAGUGAGAGUCGAAGUACAGAAACUUGGCACCGUGCCAGCAAUAACUCAGAGUAUCCUCACAGAAGCUAACGACAAAAAGAUAGAAAGACAUCGAUGUCGACUUCUAGGAAUACAAAAAUGCGAACAAAACACAAACAGAGAAGACACAGAAAUCGUAUACAGACAGAUGAGUGUGACAGAAGACGGACGAGAAUCAUCCUGCACACUUGGCAGCGAACUGUUGAGACUUGAUGGAACAGACAAUGACGUCAGACAGAGAGAGUGCGGUAUUUCUAACAACGAACCUUUUGACUCUCCAACGUCAGUGUGCUCGACGGCAAUUCAGUUGCAAGUGGCUAAAUCGGACACGGUCUCGUUCGAUUUGUGUGAGGGAGAACGACACGAAAUGGUGCAUUCUGGAAUGAGCACGUGUGCUGGAUUUGAAACUCUAGAGAGUGAUGGUUAAGAGAUAGAUGCUGCACGUAAUAAAUAUCUCUGCAGGGUUAUUAUGACAUAGAAGUUGUGAAAUGUUAUUGAUCACGUGAUGUAUGAAAUUGGAGAUCAAGAGAAAAUAAAUUAAGAAAAUUGAC